Molecule: messenger RNA, 770 nt
Organism: Oppiella nova
Lineage: Eukaryota; Metazoa; Arthropoda; Arachnida; Sarcoptiformes; Oppiidae
Source: the annotation of a GenBank genome assembly
UUUCGGACAUUCGAUGCUAACUGUGACGGGACUAUAGAUUUUAGGUUAACUAUCUUAUAAUCAAAUAGAUUUGCCUUUUAAAGUGAGAUUUAUUCACGUGUUUAGAGAAUUUUUAUGCGCUCUUUCGGUCACAUCUCGGGGAAAGUUGGAGCAAAAACUGAAGUGGGCUUUCAGUAUGUAUGACUUGGAUGGCAAUGGAUAUAUCAGCCGGCAAGAGAUGCUCGAAAUAGUGACGGCGAUCUAUAAGAUGGUGGGAUCGGUCAUGAAAAUGCCUGACGACGAGUCCACUCCCGAGAAGAGAACCGACAAAAUAUUCCGACAAAUGGAUCAGAACUCUGACGGCAGGCUAUCUCUGGAGGAGUUCAUCGAAGGCGCCAAAAGUGAUCCAUCGAUCGUUCGGUUACUUCAAUGUGAUUCUCAAACGUGAUAUAAAUGUCUUACGAUUUCGUCUUCAACUUUAGAUAUUUAAGCCACACUUACAGACCUGAUAUGAGACAUGAGACAUGACAUCAUUAUUACUGUUUUAACUGAAGCACAGAAUUCUCGCAUUCAAUACAAUAUAGAGUUUCAAAUGAUAUUAAAUGAGACAAAUUUUAUCCAUUUUAUCAUACGGUAAAUCAUAUUCAAUAAGAAUACAAUUUUUAAUUAUUAAAACAAAUUAACAAUAUUUCAGUCGAUUAGUUCAGUCGAAACCUCCUGUGCCUCACAUUUGUAUUAUACACAUAACAAACACAUUCAUUAUGUGAAUGUUUCUCUCAAUCAGAUUCUAU